UCCAGUGAAUGACUGCAUGCCUCGGUGCAUUGACUCCGGGGGAGGUAGACUGGGUUUCUUUAGCUAUAUAACGGACGGUCAGUCGUUAGAGAGAUCGAAGAGUGUAGCAGGGGCAACGGCAACCCCCUUCAUCUGCCCAGAGCAGCUCCAGAGACGUCCAUGAGGUGGGAAUAAUGAAAGGAGACAGGAUUUUUGCUCUUUUCGCCCUGACGUGGCUUUUCUACGUGGGAUCACACGGCCAGGAGGAGGCCAGGCUUCAGUGCGAGGACCAAAGGGUGUUCAACAUCGUAGAUUUUGCCCUUUUAGAGCACAAUAAAGGCUUAACUGCUGGAGGUCAGCUGGCUCUGUAUCAAGUCCUGGAGGCUACAAAGGCCCAGAAUGAAACUGGUGAAAUCAUGUCAGUGCACUUCACAGUGAGGGAGUCCGACUGUCCAGCAGGGGGAGACAAAGUGUGGCACCAAUGUGACUACCUGCAGGACCACUCUAGGCCGUCCAGUAUCUGUCACACAAAAGUCCUGCUGAAAGAAACAAAUGAGCUCCUCUCACACGAGUGCUCAGUGGAGACGCCUAUAGUGCCUGACCCUCGUCCACCGUGUUUGGGCUGCCCCAUAGACAUCGACGUGCAGAGUGAGGACAUCAGGGAGUCUCUGAGUUAUUCUCUCUCCAAAGCCAACACGGCGCACAACCACACGCACUUCUUCAUCCUCAACACCAUCAGCUCAGCAACCAGGCAGGUGAUCGCCGGGUUCAGAUAUCGUCUCCAGUUCGACAUGCAGAAGAGCAACUGCAGCAAAUCAGAAUUCAAAGAAAUGACUGAGGAAUGUCACGCAGACGAGAACGAAAAGACUUUCAUCAACUGCAACUCCACUGUCGACGUCGCCCCCUGGAGGCACGAGAUGCCAGAGACGCAUGUGCAGUGUGCAUCGGGCCCGUUACCGGGAGCGAGGUUCGUGGUGAGGAGACGUCCUCCAGGCUGGUCUCCUUUGAGGAACAUCCACAACUUUAUGGUUGUGACUCCAACUAAGCCACCUAAGAAAGACGAAUCCUCAGAAGAAUCCCAGGAAAGCAAAGCGCCCACCGGCGCCCCCACAGCAGAAGACCAGAACCUAGCUCCGCCUACAGGCCCCCCGCCACCACCAAAGACCCCCCGCCCGGACACCCCAGCCACCCCCACGGCUUCCACCAGCUGCCCCAGCAAACCCUGGAAGGCGUUCAACCCCGUCAUCGCCAGCCCUCCACGUCCACGUCCACCUCCACCACCUCCCAAAAACAAAACAGAGGGAGGCCUCGUCGAUGCAGAUCUGUUAGCGUGAGUGUGUAACAAAGGCCUACGAUGCUCAGAUCUGAGACACGGAAUCUGUAGUUUUAUCUCCACGGUCUAUCGUCUAGCUUCAAAUUCCUUCUUCCGUUCUGGAAUACGGAAUAAAGUGUUGUUGUCAUGUCUGUGUACUUAUUGCGCAACAUUACAGUCAUGCAUGGUAUAUUAAUAAGCACUGCAGUAGUAAAAGGGCUUCUAUUUGCAUUAUGUUCUAAUUUCAUACAAAGUUUUUCAUUACAAAUGAUAUUAUCGGAAUACUACACUGUGUGAACAGCAGAAUCUUUCAAAUAUUUACAUAAACGUCAGAAUUUCUCGUGUCAUGGUCCCCCUUCUGCUUUAAUUACGGUGUGCACUUGAGCUCACAUGACUCUGAUCACAAGCAGCGACAAAAGAAAAGCAGAAAAGUAACCAAAAUCUAACAGUCUAACAGGGUAGGUGAACGUGGGUUCACUAUUUGGCAAACGACAGGUCACAGUUGCCCUUAAUUCAUGUGUUUCUGGUCAAUAACAUCAAUAAACUCAUUUUAAAUCAA
Messenger RNA from Pygocentrus nattereri (red-bellied piranha), 1850 nucleotides. It is a transcript of the gene kng1, whose product is annotated as kininogen 1. Gene Ontology annotation, molecular function: cysteine-type endopeptidase inhibitor activity. The record is from RefSeq and is a predicted model, not a curated record. The transcript is spliced from 7 exons. Gene Ontology annotation, biological process: negative regulation of endopeptidase activity; negative regulation of blood coagulation; positive regulation of cytosolic calcium ion concentration. The coding region runs from base 174 to 1313 and encodes 379 amino acids. Gene Ontology annotation, cellular component: blood microparticle; extracellular region. Lineage: Eukaryota; Metazoa; Chordata; Actinopteri; Characiformes; Serrasalmidae.